AUGGACAAAGAGAACUUCUACAAAAGCGUUCUCAACACUGAGUUGAAACCGAGUCUGAGCUUCCCUACCGAGUUCCCUUAUGAGUUUGACUCGUUUGGCUCAUCUUCAGCGCUCAGCUCUCCUGUUGAGUCCGUUAUGGGUUCCUCUACCGAGACAGAGAGCAGUGACGAGGACGACUUUCUUGCUGGGUUAACUCGGCGCCUGACUCAGCAACUUGCUGUCAAACCUGAGAAAAAGUGGGUCAUGGCCGGGUCACCGGAGUCGACACUGAGUGGACUCGGAAGCUGGUCCGUAUCAAGCAACGGGAGUCCAAACGGGGUGUUGUCGCCGCCAUCUACGCCGUUUGGUUCCAAGAAUGAUACAUGGGAUCUGAUUUAUGCUGCUGCUGGUCAAGUUGCUAGGUUAAAGAUGAGCAACAGUAGUGAAGGCCACAAGUACAAUAAUAGUACUAGCUAUCAAGGGAGGGGUCUACUUGGUCCGGCCAGGUCUCAAAAUCCUGGUCUCACUUCAGUCAAGAAUCAGAAUGCUGGGUUUUUUCCUUGCCAGAGUAGCACUACUUUUGGCCAUAAUGUUUCACAAGUCAAUCAGUACCAGCAACUUGUGAGGCAAGAGCAACAGGCGCUAAAGCAACAGUGCUCUUCAAUUUGGGAAAGGCAACAAGCGAAGGCAAACUGGCAAACUCAGCCCCAACUCCACCACCACCAUCACCACCACCAACAGAUCCAGAGCAGAGGCAGAAAUGUUGGGUAUGAAAAUGGGAGGUGUGGGCGUCCUCUCGGACUGCCUCAAUCUGCUUGGCCUCCUCUUCAAGUAAACCCACAAAAUCAACAUUCUAAUUCAGCAGGCAUGAGAGCUGUUUUUCUUGGUGGAUCUGGUGUUAAAAGAGAGAGUGCUGGCACUGGUUGCUCAACAGUUCUGCUCCCAGCUAAAGUUGUUCAUGCUCUAAAUUUGAACUUUGAUGACAUGGAUCUUAAUGGCGUUGCUCAGCCACGCCUCAAUAAUAAUGCUUCUUUUCCCUCAGAUUAUGAUGCUUUGAUGGCAAGAAGAAAUGCACUUUUGGCACAGCAGAAGCGAAAUUUACGGCAAGAGAGUGUAGUCAAUCAUGAAAUACGCCUGCCUCAAGACUGGCCGGGCAACGCCACCCCUAGUUCCCAAAGAUUAAUCGAGGCCGUCUUAACAACAAAUUUCCAAGGUGGGUUUGCUGCAAUAACUCAGCAGCAAUUAACUCGCAAAGUCAGACAAUUAAUUGGUUAUGCCUCAUGA
Messenger RNA from Dovyalis caffra, 1263 nucleotides. The record is from the annotation of a GenBank genome assembly. NCBI's taxonomy places the organism in Eukaryota, Viridiplantae, Streptophyta, Magnoliopsida, Malpighiales, Salicaceae.